Sclerotinia borealis F-4128 is the source of this 303-nucleotide messenger RNA. The record is from the annotation of a GenBank genome assembly. Lineage: Eukaryota; Fungi; Ascomycota; Leotiomycetes; Helotiales; Sclerotiniaceae.
AUGCUUCAUGUAAUCGACAAGGGACCCCCCUCCCCUCAAGCAUUAAAAGCACUACCCGACGAAAGCAAAGCAUCCGAACCAAAUGAGUACUGUGCGCGAGACCGCUACGAGAAGUCCAUACCAGACAGCGAGCUAGACAACGAGCUAGAAGAUAAACCCGCAACAAAUAAGGAUGGGAUUCCAAACCGGAGAAUUGGAUUGGGCGUUGAUGUCGAUGACUUCGGUAUUGCUGCUAUUGGUGCUAUUAGGGACAGAGGGGGGUUGAAGAUGGAAAUUCUCACUCAUGGUUCUAGAUGGGCUUGA